Molecule: messenger RNA, 3971 nt
Organism: Arvicanthis niloticus (Nile rat)
Lineage: Eukaryota; Metazoa; Chordata; Mammalia; Rodentia; Muridae
Source: RefSeq, a predicted model, not a curated record
AGCCCGGGCCCGGCGACGCCCCGGCGCGCGUGCGCACGCGGUUCUCGCGGUGUCUCGCUCUCGGCCCCGCCCCCCGCUGCCCCCGCCCUUUCCGCCCCUCCCUCCCUCCGCCCUGUUUCUCGGCGGCAGCGACGGCGGCAGCUCGCGCAGCUUGUUGGCUCGCUAUAUAAAGGAGAGAAGCAGGCGGACCGGACGGCUGGAGCUGCAGCCGGUGGCGGCAGCGGUGGCGCGGGGAGCGGUGACCGGUGUUGGUUUCCCUCCUCGGCGCCGAGUGGGGAAGCGGGUGACGCCCCCUAACCCCCUAAGGGGUCGUGGCAUAUUUUUUUUUUUCAUUUUUUUUUUUUUCCUUUAGGCGAUUCUCGAGGUUUUUAGCUGCGGGAGGAGUGCCCCCCUCCUCCUGGUCUCCCGCCUCUUACUCCUUCUGGAUCGGUUUUGUUGAGAAAUUUUUGCCCCACUCUUGCGGGUGACUUGGGUCACCCUCCGGGUCUCAGUUUUUUUUUUCUUUUUCUUUUUUUUUUUUUCCUUUAUACCUCGUUCCCUCUUGUUUGUGUUGUGUGUGGAAAUGGCGAACUCGGCAAACACAAACACCGUGCCUAAAUUGUAUAGAUCUGUGAUUGAAGAUGUUAUUAAUGAUGUACGAGACAUUUUUCUGGAUGAUGGAGUGGAUGAACAGGUCCUGAUGGAACUAAAAACUUUGUGGGAGAAUAAACUAAUGCAGUCUAGGGCAGUAGAUGGAUUUCAUUCAGAAGAACAGCAGCUUUUGUUGCAAGUUCAGCAGCAGCAUCAACCCCAGCAGCAGCAGCAUCACCACCACCACCACCACCAGCAAGCGCAACCUCAGCAAACGGUACCUCAGCAAGCACAGACCCAACAGGUUCUUAUUCCUGCAUCACAGCAAGCUACAGCACCACAAGUUAUUGUUCCUGAUUCUAAGUUGAUACAACAUAUGAAUGCAUCAAGUAUUACGACUGCUGCUGCUACAGCUGCUACCUUGGCACUCCCUGCAGGCGUGACUCCUGUUCAACAGAUACUAACAAAUUCAGGCCAGCUGCUUCAGGUGGUCAGAGCAGCCAAUGGUGCCCAGUAUAUCUUUCAGCCUCAGCAGUCAGUUGUUCUACAACAACAAGUUAUACCACAAAUGCAGCCUGGUGCAGUACAAGCGCCUGUUAUACAACAGGUCCUAGCCCCACUCCCUGGAGGGAUUUCACCACAGACAGGUGUCAUCAUCCAGCCACAGCAAAUCUUAUUCACAGGAAAUAAGACUCAGGUCAUUCCUACAACAGUGGCAGCACCCACACCAGCACAAGCACAGAUACCUGCAGCUGGACAACAGCAGCCACAGGCCCAGCCUGCUCAACAGCAAGCUCCAUUGGUGCUGCAAGUUGACGGAACCGGGGAUACAUCUUCUGAAGAAGAUGAAGAUGAAGAAGAAGACUAUGAUGAUGAUGAAGAAGAAGAUAAAGAGAAAGAUGGAGCUGAAGAUGGGCAGGUGGAAGAAGAGCCCCUCAAUAGUGAAGAUGAUGUAAGUGACGAGGAAGGGCAGGAACUCUUUGACACAGAAAAUGUUGUUGUAUGCCAGUACGAUAAGAUACACAGAAGUAAAAAUAAAUGGAAAUUUCAUCUCAAGGAUGGCAUUAUGAAUCUUAACGGAAGAGAUUAUAUAUUUUCCAAAGCCAUUGGAGAUGCAGAGUGGUGAAGAGUUGCUUCUUUCCUUUUAUAAAUUAAGACAAAGAAACUUAAAAAGUUAAAAUGGACGGUUUGAAACUUGGGACAUAUAUCAGCCAAGACUUCACUUCUGCAUGUCAGAAAAGCGCGGUAGAAGCAAAGCUGCUGGAGCCAAGCUAGACCUUGACCACAUAGACACUACUUCAGACCGGCAAGCCAUGGAACUGUAGCACCUGGGCCGCUGGGCGGGGGGAGGGGUUUGUGUAGGAAAACUAUACUGUCGAUUUUAAAUACAGGAACCUGCCAUUGGUAAUUAGCAUGUAAAGCUUUGUCUAUAUUCCUUUCUCCAAGUUGGGCUCAAUCAGAAGAUACUUGCCGGAAUGACCCGAAGAGAUUACCCUUUUGAUAGAUUGAACUGAAACUGCUUAUUGUAUGUGGUUAUAUUUGGUAAAAAUUGCGUGUGAGCUUUUUACAGAAGGGCAAGAAUUAUGGUGUUGAAUUUUAAUUCACUUGUAUUAGAAAAUUUAAAACUCAUAAUAGGUCUUAAAAACAUUUUUACUUGUUACUCUCCCUCAGUAAUACAUACCUCUUGCUUUCCUGCCAUAUGAACAUCUUAAGAUUUAAAGAAAAGGAUCAAUGGUCACAGUUUGGAAAAAAAGUUGACCCAGGAAUAGAUGCUUGAUUUAAUUAGGUUUUCAUACUUGUUAAAUGUAACUUAAAGACUUGGGUCUUACCUGUGUUGACUAGAAUUAAAGUGACAGCUUAAUUUCCUUAUAGAAAAACUGCUCAGUCCCAUACUCUAAGAGGAAACCCCAUUUGUCUCCUCAGAAAGAUGUUUUUAUUUCGCAAAGGUACCACCGAGCUGCAAUUGUACAGUACACAUGAUGUGUGAAGGUUUUCCUUGCUGGACUACAGUGUGCUUACCUGUACAUUAGUCUUUAUGUAAACCCUGGGAUGGCAUUCUGUACAUUGAUCUAAGAAGCAUAAGGGCAAGUGAUGAGGACUGGAUUUUUAUUAAACAAUUUAGUAAUUAUAAAAGUUUCUUGUGUUUACUAGUAAAGAAUUUUAGAAAUUAUUUUAAUUAAACAAAAUUUUUAAAACUUUGUAAUUUGAGGGAAGUUUGAGGGUGGAGGGUAGAGGAAAGUGGGCCACUGAAUACAAAUUUACCUCUUUUUCAUUGGGUGGCCAUUCCAGGCCAUUGAUGAUGUAGACUUGGGCUCCAGUUUGCACACUGGAAAGGAAAUACAGAGAUUUGACUUGUACAUUAAAAACUCUAGACAUUUACUGUGUGUUGAGAAUGUGUAGCUCUGUUCCUGUCAGGGGCUCCGCAGAACAAAGAGCCACUGCAGUGAGGCAGCCUCCUGGGACCUGCAGGAUGCUCGCUCAUGUCAUUUCUGUUCUGGUGACUAACAAGAUUAGCAUUGGAGUUCACUUGCCUGGUGACUUUUUUUUUUGGUCUUCCAUUUUUGUCUUCCUUUAAUUGACUUUAUGUAGUUCUGGAAGUAACAGAUAAAGUAUAUUACAAAAGAAAAACUGAGCUAUUAAAGUGCUUUUUAAAGAACAUAUUUUAAAAUUCCUUAAUGCAAUUGAUUUUUUUUCCUCCCCACUUUGCACCCUACUGAACCAAUUUAUGUUGUGAAAUUUGGUAUCAGUGGCGGGGUCUUAACAUGAUAGGAGUUAGAUUUUGCUUGUAUUUCCUAACUGGUAAUAGAAGGGUUUUUGUUGUUGUUGUUGGUUUGUUUUCUUAUUAAUGUAGGUUUUUGAGGGGAAGUUCGUUUAAUCUCCUAUUCUCAAAGCACACAGCAGUUUUGGUUUAACUCUAAAACUCGGUGUACCAAGGGAACAGCAUCCCAUGAGCUGUUGAGCUGUCCCUUGGUAUAGUUUGUAGGUUUGUGUUUACUCAGUGAAAUCAGUAACCUGAACUACCUACGGCAGCACCGCAGUGCUGUUGCUUUGGUGAAACCCUUGGGCUAAUCUCUAGUGAUAGCACUAGUUCCACACAGUCCUGCCUCUCUGUGUAGCCAAACAUUGAAGGGUAGUAGCAUUGUCCAUUGGCCUGUUUUUUUCUAGCUAAUUUUCAAACAUGAACAACCACUUAUUUCAGAGUGACACACAGAAGGCUGUAUUGACGCGGGAACUGACCAUUUAUAUUUGUACUUGUAUAUUGCUUAGAUGAAUACUUUGAUCUGGGAAAGCUCUGAAAGCUGGUUCCAACAGCCCAGUGCACCAGACUGGGCUCUCACAUGCUGUUAUCUUGUGCUUUGGUUUUUUUUUUUUUUUUUUUUUUUUUUUUUUUGGUUUCUUGA